Molecule: messenger RNA, 3852 nt
Organism: Coniophora puteana RWD-64-598 SS2
Lineage: Eukaryota; Fungi; Basidiomycota; Agaricomycetes; Boletales; Coniophoraceae
Product: Nrap protein
Exons: 12
Coding region: 1-3852 (1283 amino acids)
Biological process (GO): rRNA processing; tRNA export from nucleus
Cellular component (GO): CURI complex; small-subunit processome; UTP-C complex
Source: RefSeq, a predicted model, not a curated record
AUGGCGAACCUCAAGCGGAAGCGCUCCGGUGCACCACCACUCAGUAAUGGGAGCAAGAAAGUACGUCCGCCGAUAGUCGAGGACAUGCGAUCGGACGAGGACAUGCGAUCGGACGAGGACAGCGACCUUGAUGCAGGCAUGUUCACCGGGUUUGGGCAGGAAGACGGCGACGACGAUCUCAACGAGGGGUAUGGCGUACCUGAGUCGCUUGAAGAUACUGGCGAGGCUGGUGGUGUGGACGAGGAGGACGAGGAGGAGGGAGAUGAUGAAGAAGGCGAGGAAGGAGAGGGAGGCGAGGAAUGGCGCGCAAAGAAACCGCCGACUGGGGAGGAGCUCAGGCGGAUCAAAGACGCAAGAGAGCUUUAUCAUUCCGGCGCGUUCAAGUUGCAGAUCGACGAGCUACUCCCGCACGUUCGUCCAAAAGACUCGCGAAAGCUCCCUCUCGAGCGCUUUUUGCACGAACUUCAUACUGUGCUCAUGGCAUUGCCCAGCGUCGAGCCGAUGAACCCGGUCGAGGCUGGCGAGAAGCUCGCGCUGGGGCAGCUUGCUCAUGCGAACCAGGACGUGGAGAAGGCGAAGGAAAAGGGAAAGAAGAAGAAGGUGGGCAAGAAAGAGAAGGGGGAUAACGCUAGAACCGGGGUGGCUGUGAGCGUGCCGUGGACGCUCCCGGCACCGUCGCGCGAGGCGAAGUGGAAGGUCGCGUUCGAGCCCCCCAGCGAUGUGUUCCUUGCUGGGAGCUGGCCGACGGGGCUUAGUGUGGCGAGGAAAGGCAAGCCGGCGUACGGGGUGGAUGUGUGCGUGGAGAUGUCCGAGGAACUGUUCCAGGAGAAAGACUAUCUGGACGGGAGAUUCUUCCAUAAGAGAAACUACUACCUGUCAGUCAUUGCUUCACUCGUGCAAGACAAGCUAGGCGUCGAGGCAUGCUGGAGUGCACCGUUGGGCGACCCGCGCUUGACGAUCUUGGUGCUGAGGCCACAAAAAGGUAUUGUAAAACCAGAACUCGAUUUCUCCAAACUCAAUGCCGAAAUACGCAUCAUCCCCGUCCUUCCUUCGUCCGCCCCAAUACCCCUUCACCGCCUGGCGCCGUCGCAUGCCAACGUCCGCAUUCCCUCAUCCUCUUCUUCGCCUGAGACAUCGACACCACCCCCUACACCCCGGUACAACACCGCGAUCCUGCUCGCCGGACUCCCGAAACUGCACCUGUUGGCCACCCACCAAUUGAAGCAGGCUGCACCCGCGUUCGCAGACGCGUAUGCUCUCCUCCGUAUAUGGGCGAAUCAGCGCGGGUACACUGCGGCUGCCGGCGCAGAGACGGGUGGGCUGUGCGUGAGGGGAUUCGAGGGGAAGGGUGCGUGGUGGGCGUCGUUGUUAUUUAUGAUGGUGCUUGGCGAGGAGGCGGUCGAAGGGGGCGGGAAGAGGGGUAUGGGCAUGGGGAAGAGGGCGGCGCUCGGGAGGGGGCUGAGCUCGUAUCAGCUUUUCAGGGCGGCUUUGGAUUUCUUAGGCAAGGAGACUAGGACUUUCGCGAAGAGUGAGAAUGGGCAUAGGUUCCCACCGGAAGAGUACAGUGUUGGGGAGUCUGCCGUAUUUGUUGAUUCGUCGUCAAUGGUCAAUCUUUUGGCGGACGUGCCAAUAGGAUCAUUGGAGUUGCUUAGCCACGAUGCCAAAGUGACCCUCGACACGCUCGGUAAUGCUUCCUCAUCCGAGCACUCUUUCAAUGAGACGUACAUGAAGGAUCAAAACCACUCGCAUGUCCGAUUCGAUGCUGUUGUUCGUGUCAACUUGGGAGAUGCAUCCCCAGUGCAGUCAGCAUAUAAGCUCGUGGACUAUGGGAACUUUGACAACGCUAUGCUAGCCAUGCUGGAUGAUGUCUUACACCGUGGUCUGGGAGAUCGCGUCAAGGUCGUCGCCAUGAUGCACCCGCCCUCAACUAGUCGGCCGCUGACGGAAGCACAAGCCCAUCGGUUGUCACAUGUCUACGUUGGCCUCAUCUUCCACUCGGAGAACGCAUUCAGACUCGUCGAUCACGGCCCGUCCGUGGAAGAACAAGAAACGGAGGCGGCUCGCGAGUUCCGUCGGCUGUGGGGGGACAAGGCCGAGCUACGACGGUUCAAGGACGGCAGGAUCAUGGAGAGCGUUGUCUGGAACGUGAAGACCUCCGACGAACGGUCGCAUAUCCCGGCUAUGAUCACGGGGCACCUCGUGCAGCGGCAUCUGAAACUGCAAGCCGGGGAUGUGCGCUCGGUGCAUGCGGACUACGAUGCGUUGUUGCGUGUCCCGCAGUCCGUGCUGGAGCUGCAUGGGCCAAAUGCGGCGCAGGCUGGGUUCAAGGGUGCGCAAGGCGCAUUCGACGAGCUGGUCAAGAACAUGAAGAGCAUGGACGAGGAACUGCCGCUCGCGCUGCUCGGCGUUAGUCCGAUCUCGGAGCACCUCCGGCAUACGAGCGCGUUCAGCCCACUUCCUCUGCCCUCUGCGGCGUCGUUGGCACUGCCGGAGCCCGUGCGGUAUUUCCCAGCGAUGGAGAUCGUUCUCGAGUUUGAGAAAUCGGCAAAGUGGCCGGACGACUUGCGUGCGAUCCAGAAGAUCAAGCUCGCUUUCUUUGAGGCGCUCGCGGGGGCACUGAUGCAGAAAGUGCCAGGCACGACUGUGCGAGUGGUUGUUGGCGAGCCGGGGAAGGCGUCGGGUAUGGGUCUACAGGACGAGGCUGCGCUGGAGAUCGUGACGCCAGAGGGGUGGGCGUUCCUUGCGCGGAUAUGGCACGACCGCGAGGCGACGCUUUUGGACCGUAUCAUCGAGGCGGGCAAUGUUCCCAAAGCGCUCGCGGCUGUUCAGCAGGUAGAAACCAGGCCGAAGGAGGUGCAGGCGGCGAAGGAGGCAAAAAAUGUGUAUGUCCGGCGCUUCGUCCACGCGCCGCGCCACCAUCGGGCCGUUGCGAACUUGUGUCACCGGUUUACCGCUUAUGCGGGGACAGUCAGACUGGUCAAGCGGUGGUUGGCAUCUCACUGGCUUCUGGGGUCGCAUGUCACGCCUGAAGCAGCGGAGCUGCUUUGCGCGAAGUUCUUCGUGGAGACGAGCUCCCAGGCGGGUAUUGCAGACAAUGUCGUCGUGCCGCAGAGCAAGGAGCGAGGGUUCGCCACUGUCCUUCAGUUCUUGAUGGAGUGGAAUUGGGAGGAGCCGCUCUUCGUCCCGUUAUAUGAGACUACCAAGGCAUCGGCAUCAACUUCUGGGCCGCGGGUGGUCGCGUUGGGCUCUAAACAUGGUGUCUGGACGAUUGCCACGGAUGCGGAUCCUUCGGGGCAUAUGUGGACUGCCAACGGUCCGGAUUUAGUUGCUGCUAGUAGAGUGCGGGCACUUGCAAAGGCGGCGUGGACAACUUGGACGCAGAACGAUGGGGCUGAAAUCAAUGUCAAGGGUCUUUUCGAACACCCGACUGAGGAUUACCAUCUCGUUCUGCACAUGAACCCCGCUGUCCUGCCUCGCUAUUACCAGAACAUCGAAGCCAAUCCCGCAGUAUGGUCAAGAAAGGGCGGUAUCGCGGACGAGGAGUCUGUGACUGGGCCAGGGUUUGAUCCUGCUUGGAUGUUCUUCAACGACAUACAGCGGACGUUUGCGGAUACAUUGAAGUUCUUCUAUGACCCGCUUGGGGGCGAUCGGAUAGGUGCUAUCUGGUUGCCAGGCCUGAGCGAACCGCGGCCGUUCCGAGCGCUGGGUGGGUUCUCCAGUGCGCCGGCAGAGCCUUCCCAGGAGAAAAAGAGUAAAGACCUCGUCAUUCUUAACCAGCAAGCCAUCAAGGAUGAGCUGGAGAGGAUGGGAUCGGGCCUCUUGCUCAAGAUCACCUCACGGCAGAGAGGAUAG